Molecule: messenger RNA, 528 nt
Organism: Acanthisitta chloris (rifleman)
Lineage: Eukaryota; Metazoa; Chordata; Aves; Passeriformes; Acanthisittidae
Gene: SLX9
Product: family with sequence similarity 207, member A
Exons: 5
Biological process (GO): maturation of SSU-rRNA from tricistronic rRNA transcript (SSU-rRNA, 5.8S rRNA, LSU-rRNA)
Cellular component (GO): 90S preribosome; preribosome, small subunit precursor; nucleolus
Source: RefSeq, a predicted model, not a curated record
GACUGGGACUUCUCAUCUUCUGGUGUCUUUUCUGGGCUGAAGAUUGACCCUGAUACCCUAGUAAAGAAGCUUGACUUGGACUCCAGAAGCAUCAUUUCCUCCAGAACAGGUUUCGAAGAAAAGACAGUUCUUUCAAAGAAAGAAAAGAUGAAGCUGAGGAAGGAGAGGUGGCUGCAGAAAAUAGAAAGUGUGAAAAUAGCCAAGGAGAAGCAAAAAGCCAAAGCGAAGCGGAAAGCAACACCUGUGGUGGGAGACAUGCAGCCACUGAUGGAAGCCCUACCUGAGCUCUCUGACCUGGCCACGGGUGGCAGGGGCAGGAAAGCACCCAAGAGCUGUGCAAAGGUAAAGGCAGAACCAAUAGACUUCUGUCUGAUGAAACAGGCUCAGAAACAUCGACUCCUAGAGGAGGAAGUGGCUCGGUUUCAUGAGGUAAUCACUGAUCCCAAGUACAGAGCCAACCCCUUCAUGGCCAUCGGUGAGCACCUCUCCAAGAGGCUGAGGCAGGAGGAAGAAGGGAAACCCCUUUAG